Messenger RNA from Haliotis rubra (blacklip abalone), 678 nucleotides. RefSeq lists its product as uncharacterized. Bases 241 to 657 code for a protein of 138 amino acids. NCBI's taxonomy places the organism in Eukaryota, Metazoa, Mollusca, Gastropoda, Lepetellida, Haliotidae. The transcript is spliced from 3 exons. The record is from RefSeq and is a predicted model, not a curated record.
GCAUGUCUUCAGUACACCUACAGUCAUACCGUGGUUCGUCAUUUCACACGGGUGGAGGAAUUAGAUGAUAAAGUUGGGAACGACUGGACCCGGGAAUUGACCUACGACACAUUUGUUGACUGUGCAGGAAUUUGUUUUAAAAAUAAAACCUGCCAUAGUUUCUCCUUCUACUCCGGGGCGUGUUAUAUUCGUAACACAUACGAUGUCCACACAGAUAUCUCAUAUCUUGGUUCACCUGGAAUGAAGACGUUCUUGAAGAAAGCCGAAUGCGUGUCUCCAUACAGCCAGAUAGGAGACAUAUGCAUAUGGGUGUCCAGUUCUGCUCUGACUAAUGCUGCGUCAAGAUCGAAAUGUCAGAUGGACGGUGGGGACUUGGUGACCUUGCCAACGCUUGACAAAAUACAGCUGGUUGAAGACUUCAUGGAGGCAAAUGGUUACGAAGUGAACGAUAGACGCUCAAUCGGUGCCUAUCUGGACGAGGCCAGCAUGACGUGGGACUGGUUGGAUGGAUCCGGACUCAACAGGUCAAGCCUUUGGUGUGAUCCAGAUAAUCCGUUUGUUUCUUCAGAACAAUGUUUACAGUUGAAACACUCCUGCUUCUUGGAUCUUUCAUGCUCAUUGAUCUACGAGUACAUUUGCGAAAUUAGAUUGAACUGAAAAGUUCAAGCCUUUGGUGUG